AUUGUAAUAAAUGAUUGUGUCAUCAGAGUGCAGUUCUGUUUCCACGCCCAUACAGGAAGUCGGUGCAUUACGUCACUACCUGGUACAUCCGCCUGGUUGGGGUUAAGCGUUUGACAUGUUACAAUAAAACAGUGAUUAAUCCGCGGAUUGACGUCAUGAGGACCUGCUGAAAACCGAGGUAGCUGAAAUGCUGACAUGCUGUCUGACGUCGGGUUUGAGAAGUAUUUCCGGUCACGUGACGCCAGUGCUGCCGCUCCUCCGUGUAAAGCAGGAUCUUAUUCACACAGACACAGUGUGAGGAGUGACUGAGGAUACAGGAAGUGGAAGGGUUUCUUUCUGGAGGUAAACGCGGAUGACAGUUCUCCUACCCUACAAGGAAGCCAUGAAAAGCUGUGAAUAUCAACAGAUAGAUCCUCAUGCACUGUCUACACCAGCACCUGGACACACACCGGCUCCUCCGCGUCCUUGCCAGGAGAAGCAGCAGCAGCAGCAGCAGCCCAGGCGGCUCAAGAGGAAAUGGGAAGUGUUUCCGGGAAAGAAUCGCUUUUACUGUGAUGGUCGGAUCAUGGUGGCACGUCAGAGUGGUGUUCUUCCUCUCACCAUGGGGCUCAUCCUCGUCACCAGCGGCUUGUUUUUCGUGUUUGAUUGUCCUUUCCUGGUCAAACACCUGACCGGCUGCAUCCCGGUGAUCGGAGCAGUCCUUUUCGUGUUUGUGGUCAUCUCUCUUCUUCAGACCAGCUUCACGGACCCUGGCAUUCUUCCUAGGGCAACACCUGAGGAGGCAGCCGACAUCGAGAAACAGAUUGAUAACCCCAACGGUUGUACCUCAUCCUAUCGCCCCCCUCCUCGCACCAAGGAGGUCGUUAUCAACCAGCAGGUCGUUAAGCUAAAGUACUGCUUCACCUGCAAGAUCUUCCGGCCGCCGCGCACCUCCCACUGCAGCUUAUGUGACAACUGUGUGGAGAGGUUUGACCACCAUUGCCCCUGGGUAGGAAACUGCGUAGGAAAGCGCAACUAUCGCUUCUUCUACAUGUUCAUCGUCUCGCUGUCCUUUCUUACCGCCUUCAUCUUCGGCUGUGUGACCACGCACCUGGCUCUGAGGUCACAAGGAGGAAACGGGUUGGUUUUUGCACUCCAAGCAAGUCCUGCCAGUGCAAUAGAGCUAGUGGUUUGCUUCUUUUCAGUUUGGUCUAUUUUAGGCCUCUCAGGUUUCCAUACGUACCUGGUUGCUGCUAAUCUCACCACAAACGAGGAUAUUAAAGGUUCCUGGUCAGGGAAAAGUGGGAACGAUGAAACUGGGAAUCCUUACAGUUAUAACAACAUUUUUAAAAACUGUUGCUCAGUGCUCUGUGGGCCCAUGCCUCCCAGUUUGAUAGAUAGAAGAGGCUUUGUGUCGUUGGAGGACGUUGUCCACGCUGGUCCCACAGAGAUUGGGUUUCCUGCUGCAAAAAAUGACAUCAACAUGGUAGGACGUGUGUCUGUAACGGGUCAUGCUCCUCUCCCCAUUUCUUCUACCCUAACCUUUCAGCAGUCUCCCCUUCACAUUCAGAGCCACUCUACAGCCUGAGUGAUCACAUGCCUACCCCAAACCAAGCAUCUCCACCUUCCCUGGAUGAACCAUAGGAGUGGACUUUUUCUUUAGUAUGUUGCCUUUUGGCAUGUGAAACACUGCUCCUGUUAAAUAUUCAUAUCAAAGCCUCUGCCACUGCUCAAAGGGAUGAGCUUGGACACAAGGUUCAUAUUGGUUGUACUCACCUCCAUUUUAAUUUCAGGAACUAUCAGUAAAUUCAGCUGUUGAGCUUGCUUGACUCGACGUCAUGUGACUCCAUAUCAGUGCAUGUACUUCAGAACUCUGAAAUGCAUUUUCUUAAUGGAAAGAGGAAACGAAACCUGUCACUGUUUGCAAUGUUAUGUAAAAUCUCUGGCACUGAACUUGUGAUCCGACUGCUUAUUAUAGGUUGGGUUGCGUCGAUUACUGUAAAGGAAGUACUGUAGGGGCAGUACAGCUGUCAUUGUAUCUGAGACCAUGGUAUUGCACAAAAGUGGAAAUAAAAAAAAAAGAGCUAGUAGACUGUUUUUAAUCAGUAGAUUUUUUAUUGGAACAUUUGUUUACAUCUUAGCUCAGGGUUUUUUGUACAUUUUGUGAAGUUUGUGGUUGGCUGUUUCACUAGAUGCUGCUUCUUCUUUGGGUUUGUCAGUCACUGUCAAUAUUAACGGUAGUGCAGUAUUAUCCGAUGCAUUGGCGCACAAAACUCACACUGUUUACAAUUUAGGAGCAUCAGUAGUCAGUAAUCCUGUAACUUUUUUUUUUCCACAAACUGGUCCUUUUUUAAACCUCAGAACUAGUGCACUAUUGAAAUCCUGCCCUGCCAACAAGUCAAGCUGUCUGCUGUCUGCAUAAAUGGCUUAUUUUCUUCGUUUGCACUUGUUUUUUUUUCUUCCUAACACAGAACAGGAGUAGCCAUGUUAAUGUUAAUGUUAAUGCUAAUGCUAAUAGGAAUCAGAAUUGGCUUCCUGUUUACAAUUUGAUCAAGCGCUUACGAGUGGAGCCUAAGAGAUGCGCUUUGCUGUUGAUGUUACUGGAAUCCACCUAGAUGCCUUAUGUCAUAUGAUUGUGCUAGAAAGAGAAAACCUGUUUAUAUGAAGCCAUUUGCAUAUGGAGAACAUGCAGUACUAUUUUUGGGAGAAUGAUACUAUGUGAUUUGUUGCAAAACAAAGGAUAUCCAGCAUGUUUGUAAAAUAUUUUAUACGUCUUUCUAUUUAUCUAAUGCGUCAUGCUGUCAAUUUGUGUGUCUAUUUUUUUAAAUCUAUAUUUUCCAGAUGUGAAAUAAACUUGUUUUUUGAAAAACAUA
Pangasianodon hypophthalmus (striped catfish) is the source of this 2852-nucleotide messenger RNA. RefSeq names its product zinc finger DHHC-type palmitoyltransferase 18b (gene zdhhc18b). The record is from RefSeq and is a predicted model, not a curated record. Gene Ontology annotation, biological process: protein targeting to membrane; peptidyl-L-cysteine S-palmitoylation. Gene Ontology annotation, cellular component: Golgi apparatus; endoplasmic reticulum. Gene Ontology annotation, molecular function: protein-cysteine S-palmitoyltransferase activity. The transcript is spliced from 8 exons. NCBI's taxonomy places the organism in Eukaryota, Metazoa, Chordata, Actinopteri, Siluriformes, Pangasiidae. The coding region runs from base 353 to 1567 and encodes 404 amino acids.